Molecule: messenger RNA, 639 nt
Organism: Jatropha curcas
Lineage: Eukaryota; Viridiplantae; Streptophyta; Magnoliopsida; Malpighiales; Euphorbiaceae
Source: RefSeq, a predicted model, not a curated record
UUUCCACCCACAUACUCAAACAAAAGAUAGAAUCACCAUGGAUAUCUCUUCUCAUCUACUAGCAAUUUCAGUGGCUGUAGCAGUAAUACUUCUAUUGUACAAGUACAAUCAGUGGAGAAUAAGAGAUUACAGCCAUAAAAAUAAAGGCUUGUUAGCCCCUGAACCAUCUGGAGCCUUGCCAAUCCUCGGUCAUCUCCAUCUACUAGGCACCGAGAAAACCCUUGCUCGAACCUUGGCUCGCCUAGCAGAUAAGUAUGGUCCCAUCUUCACAAUCUGGCUCGGUGUUCACCGUACGGUUGUAGUCAGCAGUCAUGAAGCAAUUAAAGAAUGCUUCACAACAAAUGAUAAAAUUUUGGCUUCCAGGUCUAAAUCAAGCCUUGGAAAGUACUUAAGUUACAAUUAUGCAGCUUUUAUUUUUGCAACCUACGGUCCUUAUUGGCGUGACAUGCGAAAAAUAGCUGUUAUCCAACUCCUUUCGAACCAUAGAAUAAAGUUGUUGAAGCAUAUUCAGGUUUCGGAGGUCUUUUUGUUCCUUCAGAUGUAUUCCCAUUUUUAUGGUGGAUGAACUUUUUAGGACCUGCUAAAACUAUGAAGCGUCUAUCUAAAGAACUGGAUUCUCUUUUGCAAACUUGGAUUGAU